UGCGGCGCUGGCCGCUCCCGGAUGUGUGCCUGGCGCCGGAAGAGAAGACGGCCCCCCUCUCUCGGCCCGGCCAUCUUGUGGGAAGAGCUGAAGCAGGCGCUCUUGGCUCGGCGCGGCCCGCUGCAAUCCGUGGAGGAACGCGCCGCCGAGCCACCAUCAUGCCUGGGCACUUACAGGAAGGCUUCGGCUGCGUGGUCACCAACCGAUUCGACCAGUUAUUUGACGACGAAUCGGACCCCUUCGAGGUGCUGAAGGCAGCGGAGAACAAGAAAAAAGAAGCCGGCGGGGGCGGCGUUGGGGGCCCUGGGGCCAAGAGCGCAGCUCAGGCCGCGGCCCAGACCAACUCCAACGCGGCAGGCAAACAGCUGCGUAAAGAGUCCCAGAAAGACCGCAAGAACCCGCUGCCGCCCAACGUUGGCGUGGCUGACAAGAAAGAGGAGACGCAGCCACCCGUGGCGCUUAAGAAAGAAGGAAUAAGACGUGUUGGAAGAAGACCUGAUCAACAACUUCAGGGUGAAGGAAAAAUUAUUGAUAGACGACCAGAAAGGCGACCACCUCGAGAACGAAGAUUUGAAAAGCCACUUGAAGAAAAGGGUGAAGGAGGCGAAUUUUCAGUUGAUAGACCGAUUAUUGACCGACCUAUCCGAGGUCGUGGUGGUCUUGGAAGAGGUCGAGGAGGCCGUGGACGUGGAAUGGGCCGAGGAGAUGGAUUUGAUUCUCGUGGCAAACGUGAAUUUGAUAGGCAUAGUGGAAGUGAUAGAUCUUCUUUUUCACAUUACAGUGGCCUGAAGCAUGAGGACAAGCGUGGAGGUAGCGGAUCUCACAACUGGGGAACCGUCAAAGAUGAAUUAACAGAGUCCCCAAAAUACAUUCAGAAACAAAUAUCUUAUAAUUGCAGUGACUUGGAUCAAUCAAAUGUGACUGAGGAAACACCUGAAGGUGAAGAACAUCCAGUGGCAGACACUGAAAAUAAGGAGAACGAAGUUGAAGAGGUAAAGGAAGAGGGUCCAAAAGAGAUGACUUUGGAUGAAUGGAAGGCUAUUCAAAAUAAGGACCGGGCAAAAGUAGAAUUUAAUAUCCGAAAACCAAAUGAAGGUGCUGAUGGGCAGUGGAAAAAGGGAUUUGUUCUUCAUAAAUCAAAGAGUGAAGAGGCUCAUGCUGAAGAUUCGGUUAUGGACCAUCAUUUCCGGAAGCCAGCAAAUGAUAUAACAUCUCAGCUGGAGAUCAAUUUUGGAGACCUUGGCCGCCCAGGACGUGGUGGCAGGGGAGGACGAGGUGGGCGUGGACGUGGUGGACGUCCGAACCGUGGCAGCAGGACUGACAAGUCAAAUGCUUCUGCUCCAGAUGUGGAUGACCCAGAGGCAUUCCCAGCUCUGGCUUAACUGGAUGCCACAAGACAACCUUGGUUCCUUUGUGGACCCUUCUGUUCAAAGCUUUUUGCAUGCUUAAGGAUUCCAAACAACUUAAGAAAUUUAAAAAAAAAAAAAGAAAAAGACUGUCAUUCAUACCAUUCACACCUAAAGACUGAAUUUUAUCUGUUUUGAAAAUGAACUUCUCUUGCUACACAGAAGUAACAAAUAUGGUAGUCAGUUUUGUAUUUAGAAAUGUAUUGGUAGCAGGGAUGUUUUCAUAAUUUUCAGAGAUUAUGCAUUCUUCAUGAAUACUUUUGUAUUGCUGCUUGCAAAUAUGCAUUUCCAAACUUGAAAUAUAGGUGUGAACAGUGUGUACCAGUUUAAAGCUUUCUUCACUUCAUUUGUGUUUUUUAAUUAAGGAUUUAGAUGUUCCUCCAAUUAUAAACUGGUUUUAAAUAUUGGACAUACCGGUUUUAAUACAUGCUUUGCAUUUUCACACAUGGUCGACUGGGACAUGUAAACUUUGAUUUGUCGAAUUUUAUGCUGUGUGGAAUACUAACUACUUUAUGUAUUUUAACUUAGUUUUAAUAUUUUCAUUUUGGGGAAAAAUCUUUUCACUUCUCAUGAUAGCUGUUAUAUAUAUGCUAAAUCUUUAUAUACAGAAAUAUCAGUACUUGAACAAAUUCAAAGCACAUUGGUUUAUUAACUCUUGCUCCUUGCAUGGUUCAUUAGGUUCAAAUUAUAACCGAUUUAAUAAUUUCAACUAUAUUUACUUUUCAAAUGUGUGCUUUCCCAUUUUAAAAGCCAAACUAGACACCUUACUGGUGAAAGUUGUUAAGCUACUUAUUGUUGGUAAGACACAUCCUGUCAAGUGAAAUAGUUUCAUGGGUAUUAGAUUUUUUUUCUCCUCCAACAGGGUGGGUAGAAUAAGUUGAUUUGGCUAAUGCAUAAUAUUUAAAGUCUUCUGUAAAAUAAGUGUCUGGCCACACGGUGUGAUUUGUGUCUGUGAAAGGUCCCCAAAUCAAAAUAGUACAUACAUAAUUGGUAACCCUUUAACCCUUCCUUGUUCUAAAGAAACCAAAGGGCACUGGUUAGUAUGGUUAGAUGGGGGAAUAUUUUAAUUUUUGGAAUUUGGAAAGCAGACAGCUUUACUUUAUAAGGUUGGAACAGCAGCACCAUCCGUGAAAUAUAAACCAAAAAUCUUAACUUUCUGAAUUUCCUAUUUUGCUCUUAUUUGGUCUUAAGUUGAUAGAUGAAUGUUUGUUUCACAGAAAGUGAUAAGUAUCUUUUCCCUCUUCCUCCAUUAGAAUAUUAGGUUAAUAAUGGAUUCUUUGAAUGGGAGCAUCACCACUUAUUAAAACAUACACGGAGAGGAUGAUCAAUAAAACAGGGUUUUUAGGUUUUUUUUUUUAAUUCUGCCACAUUUAUUGAUAAACAGGAAAGGAAUUUUAUUUAAAGUUUUAAGAAUCUGUUGUCCCUCAAUGUUGAGUAAUUGUCUACCUAUGUAUGGUAAUGUCCAGUUGUAAAAAUACUGAAGAUCUUCAGUCUUUAGUAUGUCUGCUAUUUAGCUGAUUGGUUCUCACAUACACUUCUGAAAGAGAAAAAUUGUACCGUACAAGAGUUAUUCAUUUGGAUUAGAUUUAUUCUAAAUUACCUGCUAGUCUGACAUUUUAGGAAGGAGGUAAUUGUUUUUUAGUGGUGGAUAAACUUGUGCUGGUGUUUUCGAUCUUAUGAUGCUGAGCAUGUUCUGCACUGGUGCUAAUGUCUAAUAUAAUUUUAUAUUUACAAACAUACCUGCUACCCAGAGGCAAGUAUUAAUUUAGUCCAUAUGGACUAUUGACCCCUCUUGAGAUUGCAACAUACGUACUCCUAAAUCAGUGUGUUUAUUAGACUUUUCAAGUAUCUAACUCAUUUCUGAACAUGUGACAUGUUUAUAAACCUUGAUUUUCAGCAACAUGUUAUAGAAAACACCUGCUAUUAAAAACACUUCACAAAUUCUCACUGUCACCCAUUGCUGUCACAGGAAUAAACAGCAAUAUCUGGUAUGUUGCAAGCUUUCUAGAUAGCCUGAACUUAAAAAGUUGGUCCAUUAGUUGUAUCUGAUGGAUAUAAAUUUGCCUCCUAGUUCACUUUGUGUCAAGAGCUAAAACUGUGAACCUAACUUUCUCUUACUGGUGGGUAAUAACUGAAAAUAAAGAUUUAUUUUCAUGCUCACUUCUUAAAAGUCAUAAAAACAAAUAGGAACCCAUUUAUCAUCAUGUUUUUCCUGGUUUCUGCCCUGUGUGCACACCCACAAGAUACAAUACUCAUAUUUUUAAAUUUAGAUCUUAUGUAGGGUUUUUAUUUGCUUAGCCAGGGUGUCAAAUCACAUUUGGGAACUAUACUUAUGUUAAUGACUGCUUUAGUUGGGAAAGUUGAAUUCAAUUUUUCUUCUUUUUUUCCCUUUCACACUUCCAUUUCGGAAGGCAAAGUUGAAUUCUUAUAAAAUGUGAGUUUCAAGGACUGAUAAUUGUCACUUUUUAGCAAAUCAUUUUUUGAGGGUGAAAGUUAAUCAUACUGAAUGGCCACCUUUUAUUGACAAAUGGUGUAAUACCCUGAGGGAAAAAUCCGUUAGUGGAUACAGAGCCCUAAAAUAGUAAAGGCAGCUAAUGUUUUAGUGAACUUUUAUCUUGAUGCUUUUAAAUGGAAGUGAUUCCAGAGCAGAAAUUUUAGACAUUAACAGCUUGUGUUGAGGUGAUUGGGGACAGUUUUGAGGAAAACACUAUUUUGAGACCUGUGGAGUUAUUAAAAACUUAAAAGUGUCACCAGGUACUAAAUAUCUAGUUACUUAACUCAGUUUUAUUUUUAAAAUCGAAGCAGGACACAUCAGCUCCAGGGUUGUAAAUAUAUUUGGGAAACUUUUGGUAUGGGUUUGAAGGGAGAAUAUUAAGUAUUCAUUUGGAUUAUAUUAUUUUUCUAAUUGUUAAAGAUGGUUGCACUGAAAUAGGAAAAUGUUAUUCUAGGAAGUUGCAUACAAAGUCUAAAUAUUGUGUAUUGGAUUUUAAAAAUAUAUCUUUAAGAAAGCACUAGUGUGUGGAAGAAACUAACAGGUAUUAAAAGGCAUUUAAAAACUUGAGCAAUGUGAAGCUGCUAGAACCUAACUGAUGUUGACCUUAAAGGUAAGAUUGUGCAGGUAUAUUAAUGGAUUCCAGUGUUGAGCUAAUUAGGUAUAGCAAAUUCUGGGGAUCUCAGGUGCAUGCAGUUCUACUGUCUAAAUAAGUGCUUAGAAAAUAGGUUCUAACCCAAACGUUUGUAAUUGUACUGAGAUUAAUAUGUGUUUAGUGAGUCUGAAUACUUAAACGUCAGCUCUGACCUGAGAAAGACCAGAACCUUGAUUACCACUAUGCUUUAUAGAGUAUAAUAGCAAGACAGUGAAAUGAUACCUACUUGAACUUCUGGGCCCUAGUUAAUUAAUGAAAUAGUUUAUCAACAUCAUUUGCAAAAUAAAUUGUCAGGUUUUAUUGAUGGUUGAAUAUUAAAUGACAGCUUUCAGAAAUUUGGGUUCAGUUUUUGCCUAGCUGUGCCUGGGGUAACCUUUAACCUUGGCAUGACUCUCAACUUGAGAGUCUUACUUGAUUUUUAAGUUUAAAGGUUAUAUGAGAAAGGAUUGAAGUAAAUUAGGCUGAGGAAUUUAGUAAAUGCAAGAAUAUAGGGAAAGCAAGGUUGUAACCUGAACAUGAGAGGCUUAGUUUCAGAAAGUGAUUAGAAUAUAACGAUGAACUGUUAAAGCCAUCAAUGUCUUGGCCACAGGUAAAAGUAUGAACACUGGAAGUGAUUUUUGUUUAAAUAAAGUGCUGUAAGUGUUCAGUGAACUUCAGCCUGUGGCCUGUUUUGGUACAUCCCCUGAACUAAGAAUGGCUUUUACAUUUUUAAAGGGUUAAAAUGUGAUGAAGAAGGUAGGUAGCCCACAAAGCCUACAACAUGUGGCCCUUUACAAAAAAUGUUUGCUGACCCCUAAUCUAAGCUGUCACUGCCAAUCAACAGUUCUUUUGAAAUAAAUUUAGGUCUAAGUUCAGUGGUUCUACUCUAUGGGAAGUUGUGAAUGAAAAGUAAUUUUAAAGCAAACUUUUCGCCUCUAUAAUCAGAAUAUGGGCAAGAUAUCUGAUAGCUUUUUAGUAAAGCUGGUUUUGUAAUUUUUAAGAAAGAUGAUGUAGGUUGCAACUUAGUAUAUUUUGAAAGCUGUUCAGGGAAGUAUAAAUCUGUAAAAGUAAUCCUAAUGCCAUGGUUAUAGUUAAUGUUUCACAUUUAGUGGCACUUCUCAAGUCAAUUAGGGUAAGCUUUCUGUUGUGAUUAUUGAUUUUUCCAUGAGAAUUCUGAACAUUUUAUAUAGGUAAGAAAACAUGUCUUUUAAUUAACUCCAUAGGUUGAGUUGGGGCAGAAAUUAAUGCCUUCUGGAGACUGCAGUUUUUAGAGCUUAGAAUACCUGUUUGGGUGGAAUUUAGGUUUUGUGCUAUUGGUUACUUAUAUACUAAAUAACCAGGAGUCAGUUCAGUUCUAAAUGGAAGAAGGUGAGAAAUGCUCACACAAGUUAGAAAAUAAUUUACCAAAUUAUGUUUUUGAGGUUUAAUCUAUGUACUUAGUACAUAGUUGGGGUUGUGUUUUGUUUACUUAAAAAAUUUUUUUUUUGUAGAGAUGCGGUUCUCUAUUUCCCAGGCUUGUCUCCAACUCCCCUCAGGCAAUCCUCCCACCUUGGCCUCCCAAAGUGCUAGGACUACAGGCAUGAGCCACCACACCCAGCCCUUAGUGUUUUAAAUCAGUAAUGUUUGUCCCUUUGGAAAAACAAAAUGCUGUCCAUUUGGAAGGAUGUGGCAAUUCUCAGUGGGCUUGUAUAAGUACUCUUCCUAAAAUUUGUGAGUGGAAGACUACAUAUAAAAGAAAACUGGUGGUAACGUAUGUGGUAAUUCUGAUUCAUUGUGGACUUUAAAAAUAUCUAAUUGAUUCAUGGUGAUCAGACAAUUGCUCUGAACUGACCUUGGGUAGCUUUAUUCAUAGUUGCAUUACUGGUAGGGAAAUGUGGAAAGUGAAAGGCUAACAUCACGACUUUGAUAAUGUGUUAGUGAGUAGGGAAAAGGGAAGGGAGUGGUUAGUGAGUAGGGAAUCUGGACGAUUGUAUUAGUUUGCGCUUAUCACCUUGAUUGCAGUCGUGGUUGAUUUUUCCCCUAGAUUUUAGCAUCUAAGAAAAUCUGUAAAGAAAUAGCAUUCAUUCUUGUAUACCUAGAAUGAAGAUUCUGUUUAAAGUGGUCCAAGUUAACUUGGUUCUUGACAUUUGACUACCUAGAAUUUGGGACUAAAAUGUUAGCCAGCAAAUAAUGUCCAAGAAAAAUUUUUGUUUUGUUUUGGGAACUUUUCAUGUUGAAUUCCAUGUUUUAUACCUGGGGUGUAAUAAUCUACAGAUACAUUGCUUCAUUUGGCAACCACACUGACAAUAGUUAGACAAGUACACAGGUUUAGAUAUUUGUCUAAGUGCUCAGAUUUCUGGGAUGAAUUUGGAAAUAAAUUGACUACAUCAAAGAAGAUAGUUUUCCUUUUUCCCCAUUACAUGACUGAACAUGUUUAGGCCUUUAUGAUGGGUGAAUUAAUACAUCAUUCUGUUUAGAGAUAGGCAAUUGGUUUAUUUGUGUAUUCCCCUGGAAAUUCAGAAUUCCCAGUGAAACUAACACAGCUCCAUUCUUGGGGUGGGGGGUGAGGAAUGGUAAAAAGAACUUUACCUUAGAAACUACAGAUAUUAAUAAUUUGGUGUCAGUGUAACUUAGUGUUCCAAAUUUUGUAGUAUAAUCCUUACAUAUUUGCCAAGGCUUUACUUAGGUACUAAAGUUUAGCUUCUGACGAAUGUAUGGGAAACCUGGAUUGGACUUUUAAGGCAGAUGUUCUUUGGUUAUGGGGGAAAAAAUAUACCUAGGUGGUAUAUACACUGCUAUAUUUUGUUCAUAGCAGUAUACCUUGAAAAUUGUCACUGUGUAUCAACAGAAUCCAGCAGAUUGAAGUGUUUUUAAUUGGACUGACAUCCCGUGUCUUGAGUCAAAUGCUGGAGCUGGAAGUCAUAUUGACUUAAGCAAAGAAGUGCUUUGGAUGCUAUAUAAUGCCAAGUGAAAGUAUUUACAAACAAUCUCUGAGAAGCUCUCUUCAGGAGGAAAUAGACAAUAAGAGAAAAUUGCCAGUAAAUGGUUGAUUGAAGAACUUAACCAGCACUUCUCAAGUUACAGGAGAGCAUGGAUGUUUCCUUUUUUUGGUACCAUCAAUCUCUUGCUACUUAGGGUUAUUAAAAUUUGAAAAUAACUGCAGAUUUUUAGAGGAAAAUUUUUGAAUUGAUUUGAAGAUUGCAUCUGUAGCUGAAGAAAUGACUUACUGACUUGACUGUUCCUGCAAAAUUAUUUUAAUCUGUUACAAGCAGGUCAAAAGUGGAUGUAAUUUUUUUUUUUUUUUAAAGCCACCUCUACAGCUGCUCCGAAAGGUACUCUGCCAUUGACAGAUCAGAGGGGGUAAACUAAGUAUUUACAGGAAUGCAAAGGAAUCCAGUCAAUUUGAGUUGAGUAUGACAGAUGAAGAAAAAAAAUUAGGAAACAAGUAUUUUCUAGUGUUGUGAAAAGAAGGCAAAUGCUCUUUUACUUCCUUUGUAAUGGAAUAAAUAAAGUAAGAUUUCUGUUUCUAAA
Lemur catta (Ring-tailed lemur) is the source of this 8041-nucleotide messenger RNA. It is a transcript of the gene SERBP1, whose product is annotated as SERPINE1 mRNA binding protein 1. Gene Ontology annotation, molecular function: mRNA 3'-UTR binding. The coding region runs from base 159 to 1382 and encodes 407 amino acids. Gene Ontology annotation, cellular component: cytoplasm; nucleus. The record is from RefSeq and is a predicted model, not a curated record. Lineage: Eukaryota; Metazoa; Chordata; Mammalia; Primates; Lemuridae. The transcript has 8 exons.